AUGGGGAAAGCUGAAGAGCCCUCUGCGCCGGUUAAUGCCCAACUGAAAGAAAUUGCUGUGGUGGCAAGUCCUGUAGCUGUCCCAAAUAUACUUUCUGAGUCUGAUAUAACCGCAAAUGGCGACGAUACUGGCAGAAGGCUGCCUAUAGGUGGCGCCUAUAUGUCUUCUUAUAGGUGCCGCCGAAUAGCUUCCAAGACGGUUCUGUCUUUUCAGUCAAAAGACCCAGAGAACCCCGUCAACUGGUCAACGAACAAAAAACUUCUCAUUCUGUUUUCCGGGGUCAUGAACGUGCUGAAUAGUACCCUAGGCUCCUCUUUACCCAGCGGCGCAAUCCCUUUUAUAGCACGAGAGUUCAACGUUCAAUCUACUGAGCAGUUGACUCUUCCCAUCUCUCUGUUCUUGCUUGGCUAUGUUUUCGGUCCAAUCGUGUGCGGGCCCCUAUCGGAGUCCUAUGGGCGUAAGCCAGUGAUCGUAGUUGGUUUCGUGGCCUUUAUGUUGUUCACGCUUACAUGUGCUGUAAUGCAAAGCUGGGCAGCGUUGCUAGUUAUGCGUUUCUUUGUGGGAGUGGCUGCAGCAGCACCCAUCUCUGUUGUGGGUGGAAUGCUUGCGGAUGUCUAUGACGAGCCAAGGACGAGAGGGAGGUAUAUGGCUCUUUUCAUGGCAUCAACUUGUGCAGGCCCUAUUGUUGGGCCCCCCGUCACUGGUUUUAUAUCAGUGGUGAAUUGGCGAUGGAGUUUCUGGGUAGGUUUAAUAUUUGCAGGUUUAACGGCUCCUGUUGUAUUUCUAACGCCUGAAACGUAUGCGCCAAUUCUCCUACAGCGCAGAGCCCGAAAACUACGCAAGGAGACAGGAAACGAUAAGAUUGUCGCGGCGCUCGACCUUGAGAAAAAGGGAAUCAAAGAGACCAUGACUGUGACACUGACGAGGCCCAUUAGAAUGAUCAUACAUGAAUCAAUUGUGCUCUUCACGUGUCUGUACCUAGCAUUGGUAUAUGCCAUUUUCUUCAUGUAUUUUCAGACAUACCCGUUGAUUUUUCAAAACACAUAUCACAUGAGCCCUGGAGUUGCAGGACUGAUGUACUUACCAAUUGGUGUUGGGGUUGCUGCAGCCCUCGGCCUCUUUUAUUGCUGGGACGGCUUCCUCCACCGUGCAAAACUUCGGCAGGCUUCUUGGGCAGCCGUUGAAGAAUACCGGAGACUUCCUCUAGCUGUCAUUGGGGGCCCACUCUUCGUCAUAGCACUCCUUUGGCUGGGAUGGACCGCCUCGCCUAAAAUCCACUGGUCUAUCCCGAUGCUCUCCGGCAUCCCAUUUGGCGCAGGUUUCCUCCUCAUUUUUAUUGCAAUGGUCAACUACCUUUCUGAUGCGUACGAGACCUUCUCAGCCAGUGCACAAUCAGCUUCAAGCUUUUCCCGAAGCAUCCUCGGGACGGCACUCCCAGUUGCUGCAGGGCGUAUGUAUGCCGUCCUGGGUAUAAGCUGGGGAUGUAGUUUGCUUGCCUUCGUGAGCCUGGCGAUGACAGUAAUUCCGUUUGCUUUUAUUCGGUAUGGGGACAGGAUAAGGGCUGGAAGCAGGUUUUGCCAGCACCUCAAAGAGUUGAAGGAGCAACAAAUGAGAGAAGAUCAAGAAGAAGAGGCUAAGGAUAGGUUUGCUAUACAGCAGGAAAAACUAGAUGUACCGGAGCAGGUUUGA
This is a messenger RNA of Microsporum canis CBS 113480, 1689 nucleotides long. Its product is annotated as polyamine transporter 3. Lineage: Eukaryota; Fungi; Ascomycota; Eurotiomycetes; Onygenales; Arthrodermataceae. The record is from RefSeq and is a predicted model, not a curated record. The coding region runs from base 1 to 1689 and encodes 562 amino acids. The transcript is spliced from 6 exons. Gene Ontology annotation, biological process: transmembrane transport. Gene Ontology annotation, molecular function: transmembrane transporter activity.